This is a messenger RNA of Mauremys mutica (yellowpond turtle), 859 nucleotides long. RefSeq names its product putative ferric-chelate reductase 1. Gene Ontology annotation, molecular function: oxidoreductase activity, acting on metal ions. Lineage: Eukaryota; Metazoa; Chordata; Testudines; Geoemydidae. Bases 68 to 859 code for a protein of 263 amino acids. The record is from RefSeq and is a predicted model, not a curated record. The transcript is spliced from 11 exons.
UGCAGCUGUUCUACACUGACCACAGAGGGACCAGGGGUUGCUCACUGAUCAGGACUCAACCAAUAAGAUGGACAGAUAUCCCUUCUUCGUGUUUGUGUUGUGUGGGGUAUUUUUGCCAAGAGUCCUUUGUUUUCCACAUGAAAACCUUACAAUAGAUUGUGAUACUAUGCUACCGCACCGUGGAGGCGAACCACAAAAAUCCACUCCACCAUAUGUUAUUUCUGUAUCUUUUGAUAAAUAUGAUCCAGGAAACGAAAUUGAAGUGACUCUAGAGGGAACUGCAGAGCGUGGUUUUCAAGGAUUUCAUCUACAGGCUCGAGAACUUGAAGGAGAUACUCCUGUUGGUUCCUUUAAAAUUACAGAUCCAAGCACGCAAGCCCUUGCAUGUCAUAAUGUUUCGAAUUCAUCGGUAAGCCACACAAAUUCAGAGGUGAAGCACAAAGUUACAACAACUUGGAUUGCACCUUCGGACACAAAGAGUAUUCAAUUUAGAGCAACAUUUGUUCAAGAUUCAAAGAACUUCUGGGUUGGAGUUCUCAGCAAAACUGUCACUCCUAAACAUUCUCAGUCAGCCAAUGUCACAGAAAGAAGGAAUAAGAAGAAGGCUUCACGGAUUGUGAUUGAGAUGGAAUGUACCAAAAAAGGAGGCACUUACUCAACUAGUGGCGGAUGUAUUCAGGGUGGAUCCUCUGGUUCCUCUCAGACUAGCUAUUCUAUUGGUCAGGUUGGAGUCAUUUCUCCAGGAGGCAGCCGGGGUGGAUGUGUCCCAGGCACUGAUGGCAUAUACAGCGGAUAUGGCUGUAGAGAUAGGUCUGAUAUGUCAACAUCCGUAUCUCUAAAACAAGAAAGGCAACCAUAA